AUGUCGGUCGUCAGUCAUGUUGUGAGCAGCCUUACGGGCUCCCACCACGAGUAUGACCUCGUCGUAGUGGGGAGUGGAUUUGCAGGUUCCAUGACCACAUUGAACUUCCUCGAGGAAUGUAAAAAGAUUGGUAAAAGGGGGAAAGUUGCAUUGAUCGAGGCUGGUAAAGAAGGAGAGCGAUGUGGUGCAAGCAGGUGGACAAUGGCAUACCUUCGACUGGACAAAGAUAACAAGUUUGACACGGAUUGGAAGCAUGAAAUGAAGCGCGUCAGCGAGGGGUUGGCUGAUCAGGAAUACUGCGCAAAAAUGGAGCAAGAAGUUCCAAUAACUGCUCAAUAUCUACUCGACCACGGAGUCAAACUCAACCAUCACGACGAGAAGAAUGUCCUACUCGAAUUCAAUACCAACCAGCACUUCGUGUUUCCAGAGGGUGGUGGGCAUGCAAUUAUCAAUGCCCUGUUCGACCAUAUCCGUAAAUUCGACAAUGUGACGAUAAUGUGGCAGACGCAAGCAGAGCAGCUGCUGACCCACGAUGAUGGGAGUGUCUGUGGCGUCAGAGUUCGGAAGGCGGACGGACACAUGACGAAGGUCCACGGCAAGAAAGUCAUGUUGGCAUGCGGUGGGUUCGAAGGUAAUCGUGAAAUGUUGGGCAAGUAUGUUGGACCGAGGACAGAGCACCUUGAGCUCAUUGCACCUGGCCUCAAGUACAAUACCGGGUUCGGCCUGAAGAUGGGAUUGGAAGUUGGUGCUGCUGUUGCGGGUUCAAUGAGUGGCAUGCAUGCAAGCUGUGAACUCGUCGACACCAGAGCCAAGAAGCCUGAUGCUGUGAUCUGGGGCCACAAUUACGGUAUUGUUGUGAAUGAGCAUUGCAAGCGUUUUUAUGAUGAGGGCAAACGACACCUCUUUGCGACGUUCGAAAUGAUUGCCCUUGAGACUUGGCGAGACCAGAAUCAGAAAUCAUACUUUGUCACCGACAGUGCCAUCAUGGACCGUUUCCGACCAGGCUGGGUGUAUGAUACCACUGACCAGGAGCCAGAGAAGAGCGACACCAUUGAGGGCUUGGCUGAAAAGCUGGGACUUGAUCCGAAAGAAUUGAAGAAGACUGUGGAUGAGUAUAACGCGGCCAUCAACGAUAAGGAGUUCAACCUGUUGGCGCUUGACGGCAAGAGGACACACGGAUUGUCGCCCGACAAGACCAACUGGGCUAACCCAAUCAAUAAGCCCCCUUAUUACGGGUAUCCAAUGAAAGCACAACUUACCUUCACUUAUGGUGGACUCAAGUGCGAUCUUGAUUCGAGGGUGCUUGCCACAACAGGAGUUCCUAUUCCAGGACUGUACUGUGCUGGAGAGUUGAGCGGUUUGUUCUAUAACGAGUGUAAGUCCAUUCCUGUUCCUUCGCCCCAGACCUCAAAGCUGAAUACCAUGCUAGAUCCGCCCGCAACAAGCGUGCUCCGCUCUCUCACUUUUGGUCGCCUUGCUGGGCGCGACGCUGCUCACGCUCUCUGA
Molecule: messenger RNA, 1506 nt
Organism: Cladophialophora bantiana CBS 173.52
Lineage: Eukaryota; Fungi; Ascomycota; Eurotiomycetes; Chaetothyriales; Herpotrichiellaceae
Exons: 22
Coding region: 1-1506 (501 amino acids)
Source: RefSeq, a predicted model, not a curated record